Molecule: messenger RNA, 3111 nt
Organism: Puccinia graminis f. sp. tritici CRL 75-36-700-3
Lineage: Eukaryota; Fungi; Basidiomycota; Pucciniomycetes; Pucciniales; Pucciniaceae
Exons: 14
Coding region: 1-3111 (1036 amino acids)
Biological process (GO): regulation of DNA-templated transcription; DNA-templated transcription
Molecular function (GO): DNA-binding transcription factor activity, RNA polymerase II-specific; zinc ion binding; DNA binding
Source: RefSeq, a predicted model, not a curated record
AUGGAGGCCGUCAAACCAGAUCCAGGAAUCAAGCCAAAACGGCGCAGGUACCGGAUCCCUCGUAGCUGCGAUAAAUGUAGGAUUAGUAAAGUGAAAUGUGUCCUUGAAAAUGACCGUUGUAAUAAUUGCGUCAGACUUGGUGUAACGUGUACGUUUGCCAAUCCAGGCAGUCUGAAGGAGAGACCACCAACACACAAAGAUGUCGAGCAGCUUAAGGCCCAUGUCAGAUCUUUGGAGCGCUUACUCCACGCCGUGGAUCCUUCACUUGACCUCAAUAAUCUACCGGAUCCCGAUCGGCUCGUUGCAAGCUCAAAAGCAGUGCCCCAGCGUUCCCUUAGACCACUCGCUGGCUCAUCAUCUCAACCAGAGCUUCACACCGUUGAAAGUAAUGCACAAGACUGUUUCGACUCUCAGCUUUCGACCGUUCUGAGCGCGAUCCAAGGUUUGCAAAUCGAAGCAGAACCUGCCGUGACACACAUCCAUUGGACGCAGUCAGACAAGACCCAACCAAUGUCCAGAUUCGUUGGGGCCUUGAUCGCGCCGGACCAGUAUAUCGGCCCUAAUUCGGUCUUCAGCGUGGCCGAAGCAGCAGCAUUUGGGGUCCCCAAAAUGCCUCCUUGGGACUAUGGCACACAAGGUCCGGUCGAUGAAUAUCUCCGCCUUCGUCACAAGGAAUAUCUUUCGAGCGCGAAACGCUUCUAUCCGGAGCCUGACUUGGAACAAGCUCUUAUCACGAUCUACUUCGAGAAGUUCCACCCUUCCGUCCCAGUCAUCCAUCCGACCACGUUCCGUGACCUUCAUAUAUCGGGACUUGCGCAGACCAAUCCUACCUUCAGAGCCCUCUGUUUGCUCAUGUUUGCGAUCGCUAGCAGAUGGUCGACUGAUCCUAGGGUCCAGCUCGACUUGGCCGGAAUCUCGCUUGGUGCACACGAUCUCCCGAUCUCCUGGAUCUUCGCUGAGCGGGGUCUGCUCCUUGCACAAGAAAAGAAAAAGGUACCUGGACCACCGGUCAGCGGUAUGCCCAUUUACAAAAUUGUCGCAACAAUCCUACUUGAGAACUUCAGCGACUUGCAGACCAACCGCACGUCUCAAGUUGAGCAGAAGAUUAAACCAGCAAUUGUUUUCGAGUCGACUCACGCUGCCGGCGAGAGUCAGAUGAACGCAAUCACCCCAGAACCAGAAAGCGCGCCAAAACGGCGAAGGUAUCGGAUCCCUCGUAGUUGCGAUAGAUGCAGGACUAGUAAGGUGAAAUGUGUCGUCGAAAAUGAUCGCUGUAUCAAUUGCGUUAGAAUUGGUGUCAAGUGCACGUUUGCCAAUCCAGGCAGUCUGAAAGAGAGACCACCAACGAUCAAAGAGGCCGAGCAACUUGAGGCUCAUAUCAGAUCUUUGGAGCGACUCCUUCACGCGGUGGACCCUACCCUUGACCUCAACAACUUACCAGAUCCUGACACGCUCGUUCCAAACUCACAAGAUGCGUCUCAGCUUCCCAGUCUAUUCCACGCCACCCCAGCAUUUCAACCAGAGCAUCACGCCGCUCAAACUGCUCCAGAAGAGCGCCAUGAGUCUCAGCUUUCGGCUGUUCUUAGUGGGAUGCAUGGUUUGAACAUCACCGCGAGGCCUGCUGUCACAAACAUGCAUUGGACUCAGUCAGACAAGACUCAGCCGAUGUCCAAAUUCCUCGGUCUCGUCGUCUCCCCGGACCAGUACAUCGGCCCGAAUUCCGGGCUCAGUAUGGCCGAUCCAUCGUCGCUUGGGAUUCCCAAACUGCCUGUCUGGGACUUUGAGACCCUAGGUCCGGUGGAUCAAUAUCUGCGUCUUCGCCAUGAUCGAUAUGUCUCGAGCGCGACCUGCUUCUAUCCGGAGCCUGACUUGGAGGAAGCGCUGCUGACGAUUUACUUCGAGCGUUUCCACCCAUUCGUCCCGGUCAUCCAUCCGACCAUGUUUUGUGGGCUUCAUAGGUCUGGACUGGCGCAGAGCAACCCCACCUUCAGAGCUCUUUGUCUGCUCAUGUUUUCCAUUGCUAGUGGAUGGUCAUCGGAUCCUAGGGUCCGGCUCGACUUGGCCGGCAGACACCAGCUCGCCCCGGAAUUCGUGGGAGUCCGCUUCACCCACGCUGGGCUUAUGUGUCUCUUUCAACCCGGCUACGAUCGCGCAACCCUUUUCCAUUUGCAGGCGUUUGUCUUGUUGACAAUCGUCUCGCUAGGCGCACACCAACUCCCGAUCACCUGGAUUUUGGUUGAGCGCGGUCUGCUUCAUGCACAGGAAUGCGGUGCUCAUCGUGAAGUGCACCAUCUUUGGAACGCUGAUCCUCUUCAGGACUAUCUCCGGCGUCAGGCUUUCUUUCAGCUGUACGAAAUGGCUUACAGGACUAGCUAUUCGUUGGGAAGGGCGCCAUUGGUGGAAUAUGAUGACUUUGAUCUCCAACCAACUCAUGUCCAGCGUGGCGAUCCGCUGGGCAUCUUUACGAACCCAUAUUCGAGGAUCAGUCCAGCCGUCCAUCAAGCACAUGUGGCAUUCGAUCAAGUCAGAGCAUCGCUGUUGGAACUCGGCUCGCUCAAGUAUAUGAUGCGCCUGUUGUUCAAGAUGCAAGCGGAUUCGAAAGCGCCCGCGGGAACCGAAUCGAUGAAAACCUUGAAAGCAUUGGUCGACCAGCUCGACCUGAGUGCUAGGAAAUGGUUCGAUAAGGUCCCUCCGAUCUUCAAACGCGUCGACCUCAAUGCUCCGGCCGAGAUUUUGAUUUUCUCGGUGUUGGUGAUUGUUCACUAUUCACAGUUUCAGAUGUUGAUACACCAGACGUUAUUCCACUACCAAGACAACGAGCUGCCAGCCGCCACCCAACCGACGAGGGACAUGAAUCCGCACAUCGACCGGUUCGUUGAGUUUUCGAUGCUGUCCAUUCAAGCAAUGGACGCCCUGCGCCUUCGGGGACUGCUCACAAAGGCGUUCCAUUGGCUGCCGUUCGAAAUCAUGUUUGCCGUCAUCCUCCUGGUCUGCGCUACCAGGAAACAGAAAGAGUCGAUCGGCCCUCUGGAACUCAAAGUCAGGCGCGAUAAUAUCCUGCUGGUGAUCGCGAUUCUGGACGAAUUGGCCUCUAGCAAUAUUGGUCCUUGA